AUGCGUUCAGAUUCACGGAACAAUGUCGAGGAAACGAACUUUGGGAGCAGCAUAAUGACGGCAGGGAUGACGUGUCGCAAGUCCUCAAGAACGUCCUGUCAACGGGAACUCGAACUUACCGACUCGUCGUCGAUCAGCGAUGAUACGUGCACCGGGUCGGAUGGACAAGGUCGAAACGGCAGCGGAGCAAUUAGGUCCGGUAACCGGAGGAAGCGCAAAUCCAGUGGCAAAGACAAGAACGUCCGGAGACUAGAAAGCAACGAGAGGGAAAGACUGCGAAUGCACAGCAUCAAUGAUGCCUUUCAGUCGCUUAGGGAGGUGAUACCACACGUCAAGAAGGACCGGCGGCUGUCAAAAAUCGAGACGCUCACGUUGGCCAAAAACUACAUCAUCGCCCUGACCAAGAUCAUAUGUGAAAUGAGAGGCGAACUGGAUCCAUUCAAGGACUCGCAGGAAGGAUCUGGUGGUGGGGCUGUGUCCUCGGGCGCCACAAACACCGGACCGCCGUCGUCCAUAGCGGCGGCAACAGCGGCGGCUGCCGAAAUCGACAGACGGCUACAAUUAGCGUUACAAAACUCAGACGAAUCAAUGGAUCUUUCUUAA
Macrosiphum euphorbiae (potato aphid) is the source of this 603-nucleotide messenger RNA. The record is from the annotation of a GenBank genome assembly. Lineage: Eukaryota; Metazoa; Arthropoda; Insecta; Hemiptera; Aphididae.